This is a messenger RNA of Lottia gigantea (owl limpet), 5737 nucleotides long. RefSeq lists its product as hypothetical. The transcript has 42 exons. The coding region runs from base 1 to 5238 and encodes 1745 amino acids. The record is from RefSeq and is a predicted model, not a curated record. Gene Ontology annotation, molecular function: zinc ion binding. NCBI's taxonomy places the organism in Eukaryota, Metazoa, Mollusca, Gastropoda, Lottiidae.
AUGCAGAAGUGCCCGACUUGUCCGAAGUGUACUGGAUUUUACACUGCUACACAUAGAGAUAAUUCUCGUUACAAGUCUAGUAAACAACCUAUAUUAUUAAAUUGCGGUCAUACAUUUUGUGAAAUAUGUGUUGUAAAGUUAGCUGGUCGUGAUGACAAAACAACUAUUCCAUGUCCACAAUGUAAGGUUAUAACAAAUAUACCAGAAGAUGUGCCAAUGUUCAAAGCUUUAACACCAAAUUAUUAUAUAAUUGGUCUAUUAUUUUGUAAUCAAAGAACAUUAUUAGAUCAGGAACUGAGUCGUCUUAUCCCAGCUGGUGGUUCUUCUACAUUAAAAAGAUUUGAUAGAAAAUAUGGUGAGAAGUUACUAUGUCAAGAAUGUAAUUUAAAUAAAGCAACAUGUAGAUGUGUUAAAUGUGAUAGCUAUUAUUGUGGAUUGUGUUUUACUAAAGUACAUUCUGGAUAUAAUUCAUUACGACACCAUCAAGCAUUAGAAAUAUCAGAUGGAACAGAAAGUGUAAUCAUUAAAGAAGAAGUUGCUCCUGUAUGUACAGAUCAUGAUAAUAGACCUAUAGAAUACUAUUGUGAAGAUGAUUUAACACCAAUCUGUUCUCGCUGUGUAAUUAUGGGAGCUCAUAAAGGACAUUCUAUAUCCUCUAUGGAAGACAAGAAUAAAGGUGUAUUGGCUGAAAUGGAACCAGCAUUACAGACAGCUAAUUAUGUUGUCAAAAAACUGAAAAAAACUGAACAGUCAUUUAAUGAUUUCUCCCCAAAUUUUAAAGCAGAAACAACUUCUGUGAUAGAAGAAAUCAGAGCUCAUUUUAUGUCAUUACAUGGAACAAUGCAAGCAAGAGAACACCACUUAAUCAAAGAAGUAUAUGAUAAAUUUAAUGAUUCCUUAUUACCUGUCUUGUAUAAGAAAUCUGAUUUACAUGAAGAAAAGAGACGACUCGAAGCAGCUAUUAAAGCUGCCCAGAGAAUAUUAAACAAUAAUAAUGAAACUGUACUGAAUGCUAAAGAAAUAUUAGAUCACUUAUUACGAGCUAGAACUAUACCUUGUACGGCUGUAAAACAAAAUAUAACAGAUACAACAGACAGCAUCAAAUGGAACAGUGGUGAACCUAUUGAAAGUCUUAUUAAUCAACAUGGUAGUAUUGAAGGUUCUGUGUCUUCCAGGUUUAGUUUACAGACUAUUGUUGAUAUACCUGAUACGGAUGAUUCUGAUAGUCACAGUUCUAUUAGUCAUUCUAGCUAUACUGAUACAGUUAAUAGUAGUGAAGAUGUUAUUGUUGAAGAUGAAAGGAGUGAUUUAGAAGAUGAUGUCCAGAAAAAGAAUAAGAAAACAUUUCUUAUGGAAAAGCAAAGCUAUAGAGCUAAAUAUCCAGGUCAUUGUGAACAAGUUUAUGUAACACAUAUCAAGAGUCCCGCUAAAUUUUAUUGUCAGAAGAAAACAGAUCAAGCAAAAUUAAACAAUUUGAUUAAAAAUAUGAAUAUUUGGUGCCGAAGUUUGGCAAAAGAAUCAGACAUUCCAGCACAUGUUGAAGAAGGUGAUUUAGUAUUAGCUCAAUACAGUGCUGAUAAAAAAUGGUACAGAGCUCGUGUUUUAGUUGUGAUUCCCCCAAAAUCUUCACAAGACACAACAUCAAAUACAAUUACUACUUCAACUUCUGACAGAGAUACACAAUCUACCACACAAGACAGUGAAACAUCAAGUACCAUAGACUAUGACAAUCAAAAUAAAACUAAAAAUAGGAAAAAGAAAAAAGAUAAAUUGCAAACAAAUGAAGAACAAGCAGAAGUAUUAUUUUUUGAUUAUGGUAAUCAUGAAGUCAUUCCAAUUAGCAGAACAAGACAUAUGCAACAAAGAUUUUUAAAAGUACCACAAUUUAUGUUAGAAUGUGCUUUACAUGAUAUUGAGCCAAUUAGUGAUAAUGGUGUAUGGUCCAAAGAAGCAGCACAAACCUUCAAGAAGAUGAUAGAUGGUAGAGUCAUGUAUAUGAAUGUUAUAAGAGAAAUUAAUGGUAUAUUACAAGUUGAUUUACAUAAACCAGCACAUAAUGAUAUUAUGGAUGAUAGUCCUGUAUCUUUACGAGAAAGUUUGAUAUUUUUAGAAUUGGCUUGUUUUAGUUAUAACAGUGAACCUAUCGGAGUAAAACCAGUAUUACCUGCCUCAACCAAUGCUGGUAGAAAUUAUACAACACCAGAACCUAAAACAGAAACUGAUAUAUUCCAUGUUUGUGUAACUAGUCCUGAAACACCACAUAGUUUCUUUGUACAGCCUUUAGGAGAUGAAUGUAAAUAUUUAACCAAUAUGAUGGCUAAGAUGCAGGACACCUAUAAUGUAGAUAGUGGUGAUCUCUAUACUGUUUAUUGUCCUGUUAAAGGUAUGAUCUGUGUCGCUCUAUAUACAUCAGAUAAUCAAUGGUAUAGAGCUAGAGUUAUCAAUAUACCAGGUAGAAAGUUGGUAGAUGUACAGUAUGUAGAUUAUGGUUAUGUUGAUCGUAUACCAUACUGGAAUAUACGCAAAAUAUUAGAUACAUUCCUAGUAUUGCCCCCACAGGCAGUAUAUUGUAGAUUAUGUGAUAUUGAACCAAUAGAUAGUAAACUUGGCUGGUCCAAUGCGGCAUUAGAUUGGUGGAAAGAUGCAGUAUUAUUUAAACAAUUCCAUUUGAAAAUUACCGGUCUACCAGCCAAUGUGUUUGAUGUUGUAUUAACACCAUUAGUAGAAGAUUAUCAACCUGAUAAUAUCAACACACAGUUAGUACAGAGAGGUUACGCUAUCUCUACUGGCGUAUGGUCAACUGGUGUUCAGGCAAUUGAACCUUACAAAAAAUGUAAGACUAAGAAUACUGGUGAUGAUCAUGCUGGAAAUCAAACCAUAUCAAAUACACCAUAUGUAGAAAAUUCAUCCACUGGUCCAAAUACUCCUAGAAUGGUCAGUCCCGAACGAACUCCAGUUAACUCACCACUCACAAGUCCUUCAAAACAAUUCAGAACCAAUACUCAUCAACCAUCUUCAUUGACUGUACCAAACUCUUGUUCUAUCCCCUUUUCUAAUACCAACUCUUCAUCUUAUAUUUCAUCUUCACCAUACUCUACAUCAACUUCACCUAAAGCCAAACCUAAUGUUGCUCAAAAACUUCAUGUCAAUGUACAGAAAGCAGCGGAACAAUCCUCACCUAGUCUAACUAAAGAUGGUUCUAACACGGAUACUUAUUUAGAAGUGUUUGUUAGUGCAUACGUCUCUCCGUCCAAUUUCCAUGUACAGCUUGCCAAGAAACAUGACACUGCACUUAAAGAUCUGAUGAGCCAGUUACAAGCAGAUUGUGAUAGAGCUGACCUUAAGGGAGAAAAGGUUUGGAGGAAAAAUGAAUUCUGUGCCUGUAAAUACUCUAAAGACAAUAUGUGGUAUAGAGCUAAAAUAUUAAAUGUGAUAAAUAAAAACUUAUAUCAGAUGCAGCUAGUAGAUUAUGGUCAUAUAGAUCAUUGUGGCUUUAAUGAUCUACGUAGUUUGAACAAUGAACGGAGAAGAAAGAGUUGCUUUGCUGUCAAGUGUCAUUUAGCUUCCUUAUAUCCUGCUGGUUCUACUGAUAGACAUAGAUGGUCCAUAACAGCUCGUGAAUUCAUGGAAAAUCAAAUCAAGGAUAAAACAUGCCUUAUCAAAAAACAGGGUGAUAUUGUGUCAGAAGAUUUAGGACUACCUAUAGAUUUAAUAAUAGAAGAAGAGGUUCCUGAAUCUGCUUUAGAACCUUCACGAAAAAUAUAUUAUGGCCUGAUAGAAAAAAUUGUGGAUGCAGGGCUAGCUAUUCCAAUUAAAACAUCACCAUCCAAAAAACCUAAAGUUGAUAAUCCGUACUAUACAUAUAAAAAACAUCCAAUACCUGAUAAUGAUACAUUGAUUGUAGAACCAACAUUUGUUGAUUAUGAUUGUAUUAUUUAUACUCAAAUCUGUGAUGAAGAAGAGGAAAUGAAUGAGUUCACUCAAAUGAUCCACAAGAAAUAUAGUGAUGUAGAACCUGUUGUGUGUGACUGGAAGAUUGGUCAAGCAUGUGUUGCGUUAUUUGAACUAGAUGAAUGUUGGUAUAGAGCUUCUAUUGUAGAGAUGGAAGAUGACAAGGUUCAAGUGUUAUUUGUUGAUUAUGGUAAUUCAUCAUGGCAGACCUAUUCCAGUAUCAGACCACCAAUACCAGAAUGUUUAAAAAAACCAUCCUAUUCAUUACAAUGUUAUCUCCAUAAUGUUAUUCCAGUCAGUGAAAAUGGACAGUGGCCAGUUGUAACAUUAGAAUUUAUACAUAAUAAAUUAGUUGGACAUCAAGUUACUGUACAUAAACAGGCUGUGACUGAAGAUGAGAAAUUAUUAGUCAACAUCAAUUUAACUAAUGGACAAGAUUUGACUGACUUAUUACUGAGUAAACAAUGUAUACAAAUAAUUGAUGAUAUGACUCCAGCGUAUAAUAUUAGUACAGCUGUCACUAAAAUAUUACAGGAAACCACAUUAAAAACUGUUGAACCUUUCUCGUGUGGUUUCAAGUUUCCAGUAGCUGUAACAAAUAUUGAACUUCCAAAUCUGAUUUAUUGUCAACAUAAACCAUUAGAUGCUAAUCAAGGUACAGAAGAGUAUCGUGAAGAAGCCACUAGGAUUAAUAAUAGUUUAGAAGAGUUACAAAGACUAUCCAUAGAUAUCAAUAUGUCAGCUCCUCAAAGUCAUGUAUGGACCACAUUACCCAAACCUGGAAAUAUUUGUUCAGCUCAGUAUAGUAUAGAUGAUUAUUGGUAUAGAGCAUUAGUUAUCACAGUAGAUGAAGAGAGUGAUCUUGUAAAAGUCCUUUUUGUUGAUUAUGGAAACUCAGAAGAUGUUCCUAAAGACAGAUUGAGAGUUUUACCCAAGAAAUUACAGAAAUUGCCUAUGCAGGCCAUGAGAUGUUAUAUAGCUGAUUUAGUUCCACCAGAUGGUCAAUCAUCAUUUAGUUUUGAAUGUUUAAAAUUAUUACCUCAAGUUUUAGAUGGUCAGGAGUUCUUAGCUGAUGUCAAGUCUUCAGAACCUCUCACUAUAGAUCUGUUUCUAAUGAAAAUGGAAGGAGAAGGCUUACAGUUAGCACAUCAGUUUUUAGUAAAUGCACGCUUGGCCAAGUUUGCUCCAGCUUCAAAUUUGUUGGAUAUGGCUUUAAAUGGUGGAAGAAGUGAUGAUACACCUGAUGUAAUAUGUGAAGAGGAAGAAGUGAAAGAAAAGUUACUUUAAACUAUUGUUUUAUUGUUUGGAAAAAUUGCUAACAUAGCUGUUUGGUGUCUAAGUAUUAUAGAUCUAAAUCUCCUAAUAACUGGUGUUCUAGUCAUUCCUCUCUAUUUUAUCAUUCUUUUCUUUGUUUUAUUGUUUUCCUUGUUAUGUUUUGUGUUGAAUUUUUCAUAACCAUAUGGUUCAAUUUAGUGUAAAACUUUAGUUCACUGUGUUAAUGCAAAUGUAAGUAAAAGAUGAUAUUCUGAUACCCUUAGAUACCUGUACAACUGCUGAAUAAUAAGAUCUGAAGUAUUUUCUUUACACCUUUUGUAAAUGAAGAUAUCAUUGAUGUAUGUUAAUGUUUCAUAAUGUGCUGUCAAAAUAAGAUAUGAGUUGAGUUCCAAUCGAACUCUUCAAUGUUUAUUCUUUUCUUAGUUGUGAAAUUAUUGUUAUUUUUAUAAUGAGCCUGAGAAUCUGGUUUUGUAUAGAAAUAUUAAAAGAUGUUAAAUCUUUAUGUAAAGUU